Molecule: messenger RNA, 1028 nt
Organism: Conger conger (European conger)
Lineage: Eukaryota; Metazoa; Chordata; Actinopteri; Anguilliformes; Congridae
Product: THAP domain-containing protein 6-like
Exons: 5
Coding region: 311-835 (174 amino acids)
Source: RefSeq, a predicted model, not a curated record
CUUUGUAUGGAAUCUACCAUAAUGACGUCGGUGCAAGGGAACAAAAGUGUCCAUUUCAAACGCCACUGUAGCCAAAUUCGAGACAUUCUCGGUAGGUUUAGCGACUUUUCAAACCCCUUUCAGUGACUUAAUUUACCAGCGACAACUCGACAUAUAUGAAAUAAAUCAACAGUCGUAUAGUCCCGCCCGUAGACAUAAAUACAUAGACGCCGCAUCGAUCGGUGGAUCGUACGCCAACGUCGCCGCCAUAUUGGUCCGGGCAAUUUACCAUAACUCUACUCAGGAAUGGACUGGACUGUACUGGAUACAGAUGCCUGAGUCGUGUGUAGCCUGGGGCUGUACGAACCGUCGCACAAUCCAAAACAGAUGUCGGGGAAUUACCUUUCACCGGUUUCCCAAACAGAGGGAGUUGAGGAGGCAGUGGGAAAUAGCUGUAAGAAGGGAAGGUUUUUCAGCCAGUGAGUCGUCCGUGCUCUGCAGUGAACACUUCAAGCCGGAGGACUUUGACAGGACGGGUCAGCUUGUCAGGAUCAGAGAUGGAACUAAACCAUCUGUCUUCAUUUUCCCAACUCAUCUCCAAAGACCAGUGGCAACCAGGAAAACACAAGCCUCAAGGAAUGCUGAGGAGAGCCUGUCAGUGGACUGUUCUCUGCCUUUCCCUGAGACUAAACCUCUGCCUACUGUUGACCACUCCUAUGCAUCGCCUGCAUCUCCCACUGGUCUAAAGGCCAGACUCAGUGAAGCCUUGGCUAGGGUGGAGAGCCUGGAGCGAGAGAUGAGGAAUGUGAAGGACCAAGAAUGGAGGGCAAAGAGCAUGGUCUUCUUCAGGAUCUGAGGGGGAAGAACCUCAGAAACAAAGAACUGAAAGAGAGGCUCGAUUUCUACUUGGAUCUGCCGAUAGACCUCCUGUCAAAACAGGGCCACGAUUACACAAAAGACCAGAGGGAGUUUGCCCUCACUCUCCACCUACAUGGCCCAAAAGCACACAACUACCUGAGGGAGUCACUCUAUCUUAACCUCCCACAUCC